Messenger RNA from Meriones unguiculatus (Mongolian gerbil), 4823 nucleotides. RefSeq names its product zinc finger protein 809-like. Lineage: Eukaryota; Metazoa; Chordata; Mammalia; Rodentia; Muridae. The record is from RefSeq and is a predicted model, not a curated record. Gene Ontology annotation, biological process: regulation of transcription by RNA polymerase II. Gene Ontology annotation, molecular function: DNA-binding transcription factor activity, RNA polymerase II-specific; RNA polymerase II cis-regulatory region sequence-specific DNA binding.
AUGCCUUCCGACUUCCUGGAGGCCGGGGAGACACCGGUGGAGAGCCGAAGCCGGACCCUGAGCGGGGAACAGCAACCUCCCAUCGGUGGGCUCGUGUCUCAGAAGUGCCCUUCAGAGGAUGGACCGGUAGCACUGGGUGGAAUGCUUGUCCACCCGGAGGAAGCCUAUCACUGCCUAAAACGUGGAUCUCCGUUGACAGACCUGCGGGACGGGUCAAAUGCUCAGGCCGCCUCCGAACACACAACCCACAGAAAACUUCCCGGGAAACUGAGAGAAGUGACCGCGAUACCACUAUCUCCAUCUGGGAAGAAUGUCCACGUCAGCUUAGCCUUCCGCCGCAAUGGCUCGGUGCCAUUGGCUGUCCCUGCGGCCGUGUGGGCCGGACGACUCGUAAGGAGGGAAGUGGGCCGGCCUUAUAAAGUUCCGCCGGAGCCGGCUGAGCUCGCCAUCUUGGGUUCCGGGGUUCGGGGCUGUCCGCCGGCGCUCAGGUUCGCCGGCGGCGGGGUCCGAGGACAGUGGCGGGACGGUCCGGGACGCGCCAUGGGGUUGGUGUCGUUUGAGGACGUGGCCGUGCGCUUCACCUGGGAGGAGUGGCAGGAGCUGAGCGCGGCCCAGAGGAGCCUCUACAGGGACGUGAUGCUGGAGAACUACCGCAGCCUGCUCUUCCUGGAGCCCAGCAUAGCCAAACCUAAGUUGAUCAUGAAGUUGGAGCGUGGAUUUGGGCCAUGGAGCCAACCAGAGGUUUCAGUCCAGAGCUUCUCAGGUGUUCGUAAAAUGAGGGCUUUGAUUGAUGCCAGCAAGGAACAUCCUAGGAUAUAUUUGCACCACUUUGGAAUAACUAACCAAAGAACGUCAAGUGAAUACAUGAUUGAAGCACAACUAAAGACUCAACAGAAAAUCUACAAAAGGACAAAAUCCCAUCAUGGCAGAGCACUUGCAGAAACUUCUUACCACAAAUUACAGGAAACCAAGAAUCAGACUUUGCACAGAAAUGGGAAACUCUAUGAGUGUAAGGAAUGUAGGAAAGUUUUCUGUCGUAAUUCAUCCCUCAUUAAGCAUUACAGAAGAACUCAUAAUGUAGAGAAGCCCUAUGAAUGUAAUGAAUGUAGUAAAAUGUACUAUUGGAAGUCGGACCUCACUGCACAUCAGAAAACUCAUAGACAAGAGAGGACCUAUGAAUGUAAAGAAUGUGGAAAAUGUUUCUUCCGUCAGUCUCAUCUCAAUGCACACGAAAGAGCUCAUCAUACAGGUGAGAAACCUUAUGAAUGUACAGAAUGCAGGAAAGCUUUCUCUUACAAGUCAGACCUUAAUCGACAUAGGAAAACUCAUUUGGGUGAAAAGCCUUAUGUAUGUGAAGUGUGCAAGAAGCCUUUUUCUCGAAAGUCAAAGCUCUCUAUACAUCAGAAAAAGCACACAGGUGAGAAGCCUUAUGAAUGUACAGAAUGCAGGAAAGCUUUCUCCCAUAAGUCACAGCUCACUGCACAUCGGAUAACUCAUUCAUCUGAGAAUCAUUAUGAAUGUAAAGAAUGCAAUAAAUCUUUCCACUGGAAGUGUCAACUCACAGCACAUCAGAAAAGACAUACAGGGAAGACGCUUCAUGAUGAAGAACACAAGAAAACCUUCUACCACAAGUCAGAAGUUACUGUACAUCAGGGAACUCAUACAGUUGAUAAGCCCUACAAAUAUGAGGAAUGCAAGAAGGAAUUUUACAUAAAGUAGACCUUUAUGUAAAGGUCUUUAUGGGAGAAUUCACAAUUGAGAAGCUUUACAGAAUAUAAAAAAUGUAGGAAAGUUUUCCAGUGCAAUUUAUAACCUCAUUUGAUAUCAAAGACCCAUACAAAUGAGAAGCCACAGCAGAGAACAGCAUAUGAAAAAACAAAACAAAACAGGAUUGUAUUGACUCAGUAUUUCUUGGAUGACUUAUCUGCCAUCAGAGACUCCACAAAGAUGUUGUUAGAAAGCUCAGUGGUUAAGAGCACUUGCUCUAUAAUUGUGAUGAUCCUAGUACCAGCUUGACAAGUCAGGGUCCCUGCAAACACUUGUCAGCCCAGUUCGACCACGGGGGAGACAAAAGGAUCUCCUGAACUUGCUGAUUUCUAGCCUAGCUGAGACGUGAGCCCCAGGUUCAGUAAGAGGCCCACUAUGAGACUAUGUACCAUAGUUGGUACAUUCAAAUCCAACUUCUCAUUUCUGUGUGAGUUUAGGUGCACACCUAAACACCUGUGAACAACAAAAAGUUUAAAGAAAAGGAGGAUGGUGAGAUGGCUCAUUGAAUAGAUAUUUGUCACCGUAUAUGAUGACCUGAGUUUGAUUCCCUAGAACCUAGAUGGUAGGACAGACCAGAUCUUGCAAGGUACCCUUUGUGAAUGCUGUGGCAUGUACACACCCACAGUGUUAGUUAUUUUUUAUAAAACUGUUUCUCAGUUUCUCUCUUAACCCACACAGAUAACUGGGAUUCUUUUAUAUUUGUUUAAUAAUAAACUUCACUGUACAAUAACUGAGCAGUUGUUUCUCUAUUCUUAACCCUCUAAACCAGUCUGGUUUCCUCCAAGUGUAUAUCCCAGAAAUACUUGCAUGUUUUACUGCUCAUAGCUGAAUCCCUUACUACUAAACCUUCCUCCCCUGAAAGUCCAGCCCUAUUCUCUUCCCUGCUCAGUGAUUGGCUCUUAAGAUGCUUUAUUGGCAUGUCAGGGGAAAACUGGGGAGCAGUGUUUACAAAGCAGUGAGACAGGAGAUUCUCAUAACAAGGACCAGAUAUGGGGUAUAGAAAUCAGCCUUUGAAUUACACAGCAACCUUAUUCCUGCCCCACAGCAUAUACAAAAUGAGUUUUAAAAAAAUUACUGGAGAGAUGGUUCAACGAUUAAAGGCUAGGAUCAUAACCAAAAAUGUAAAACAAAACAGAACAGGCUGCACAGGAGAUAAAGCACAAAAUACAAGUAGGGAACAGGUUGCUGUAAUUCCCUUAUUCGUCAGAGACUCAUGCAAAAACUAAACCAUCUAACCAAACAAAACUAUAAAUCUAGUAAUCAGACACACCAGCAUUUCAAAUAAUCCAUGGUAAUGAGGCCAAAUGAUGGUGUGCUUACCAGGCCUGUGUAUUGUUCUUUUGUAUUAAAAAGGGUUUUCAAGGUCAUGUAGGCAUAAUGUUAUCGAGCACUGCAUAAAAAUUUAAAUGCUGAUUUCUUUGUACACACCUGCCCCCAUAAUCUGGCUGCAGUCCUUGUUCAGAGAAUCUCCUGACUAACCUAUGCUCUCCAUUUGUUCACUAAUAUGUCAUUAAAGGAGUUUAAGAGCCAACCAUUGAGCAAGGGAGAAAAAAGGGUUGAACUUCCUGCCAGCCAAGGAGAAGAGAGGAAGUGGGGAUUGAGCCAUAGGCAUAGGUCCAGGAAACAUGAGAAAAGGCAGCUGGAACAGGGAAAGCUGUAGAAUGCAACCAUCUAAGGGAUUUUGGCAAAAAGGCCAGACUAAGUUAGAGGAUUAGAAUUGAGUUAAAAACUGCUCAGUAUUAUAUCUUAAAGCUUAUUAAACAAAUAUAAUAGUCUAGGCUCAAUUAUUUGGAUGCUAGCAGGAUUAAGAGAAACUGCAACACAAUUUUAAAACUAACAAUAACAAGAUCAUCUGUACUAUGUUUAUGCUUUUGAAUCGAUUGUUUGAAAAAACAUUAGCAAGUGAAGAAAUUGAUGCUUUAUUGUACCCUUUUUGUAAAAUUAAUCUUCAUAUGUUAAUGGCAUUGAAAAAAAUCUUUGUAGACCAGGUUAUCUUUAGACUCAUUUGAUCAUGGUUGCCUUAGGAAUUUGUGUGGCACCAAAAACCCCUUUUUGUUUGAGUCUUGUCACCCAGUUAUACACAGUUAUGUGGGCAUUUAUCGUGACUUUUAUACCUUACUUCUAUUGAUUAUUUCAUACAACACUUCGUGUAAGAGCUUUAUGCCCUGACAAUCUUCAGAUAAAUAUGAGCGGUGAUGAACUGUCUACUCCGGUGUGUAUAUCCAAGCACUAUAGUGCCUGGGGACAUGUAUGGAGUAGUGAAAUUGCUAUUUGUAAGGCAUAGCUACCAAGGUAAUAAACAUUCUUUUACUGCCUGGAAAUUAUGGUGAACCAGGAGACAGCUUUGAAUCCCCCAGUCCUUCCCGGGGCAGACAGCUCCACUGGCCCUAAUGACAUCUCUUGGCCAUGUCUUAUUGAUGGGUCACAAGUCUCAAGUGCAAGGAUGUAUAUAUAUAUAUUUAUAGUUAAACCAUGGUCGACUGUAUUGUAUGGAAAACCUGAAAGUGACAGUAAGUGAAUUUUGUUAAGGACAGUGAUUAGAAACAUCUUUAAAAGCUAGAGCAUAAUGUGUAAAGACAAAAAUUCCACAGCUCAAUAUUCACCUGUAUAAGGUAAAAAAGAAAAAAAAAAGAAUCAAGAAAAAGAAUGAUAUACACUACCACUGGGAUUAAAGUGCAUUCAGGGCUCGGGAAGAUGGCUAAAUGUAUAAAGCACUUGCAUGUGCUCCUGAAAACUUCCACUUACGUUUCCAUAACCCAUGUAAAAGCCAAAUGUAGCAGCACAAGCAUCUGUAAUAGUUGUGGUUAGGCAGAAUCAGCCAGAAGCUUAAGAAUACAGUGGCAGAAAUGAGAGAGACCCUGCCUUAAAAGCAAGGUGGAAGGAGAAAAAUGACUCCAGAAAAUUAUCUUCCACAUGUGUGUGCAUAUACAUAAUAAAUAGCUUAAAAUUUUAAUUAUUAAAUGUUAUUUAAUAACAGUUUCUGUUUGUUGGGUUGUCUGCUGUUCAGGGAUAACAUAUGUACUCUUUUUUAAUUAAAUUUUUAUUUUUUAUAUUAA